Molecule: messenger RNA, 1026 nt
Organism: Acanthosepion pharaonis
Lineage: Eukaryota; Metazoa; Mollusca; Cephalopoda; Sepiida; Sepiidae
Source: the annotation of a GenBank genome assembly
AUGUGCAAGAUCAAAGAAUUACUUACUUUCGACCAAUCAUAUGUAAUCCAUUUAAAACAAUCGCUCCGACAUUUUCGUAUUUUUUCUGGUCGUUUCAAAUUGGCCUUUUUACACACAACUGGCGUAACUAUCAAUCUAUCUAUCUACCCCAGUCUAUCUAUUUAUCUAUCUAUCUAUCUAUCUAUCUAUCUAUCUAUCUAUCUAUCUAUCUCGAUUUUUGACAUAACAACAAAGAACUUAGAAGCACUCUUUACAGAAUUUUUCUAUUAUGUUGUACUUCGAACUGCAAAACUAUUUUCCUUUUUCUUUAUUUUUUCUUUCUUUCUCGCUACCUUAAUUUCUUGUAUUCUAUUUUCCUUCUUCCUUUCUUCCUUUUUGGCCUAUUUUCCCUUCUCUUUCUUUCUUUCUUUCUUUCUUUUUUCUUUCUUUCUCGCUACCUUAAUUUCUUGUAUUCUAUGUUCUUUCUUCCUUUCUUCCUUUUUGGCCUAUUUUCCCUUCUCUUUCUUUCUUUCUUUCUUUCUUUUUUCUUUCUUUCUCGCUACCUUAAUUUCUUGUAUUCUAUUUUCUUUCUUUCUUUUUGGCCUAUUUUCCCUUCUCUUUCUUUCUUUCUUUCUUUCUUUUUUCUUUCUUUCUCGCUACCUUAAUUUCUUGUAUUCUAUUUUCUUUCUUCCUUUCUUCCUUUUUGGUCUAUUUUCUCUUCUCUUUCUUUCUUUCUUUCUUUCUUUCUUUCUUUCUUUCUUUCUUUUUUCUUUCUUUCUCGCUACCUUAAUUUCUUGUAUUCUAUUUUUUUUCUUCCUUCCUUCCUUUUUGGCCUAUUUUCCCUUCUCUUUCUUUCUUUCUUUCUUUCUUUCUUUCUUUCUUUCUUUUUUCUUUCUUUCUCGCUACCUUAAUUUCUUGUAUUCUAUUUUCUUUCUAUCUCGCUACCUUAAUUUCUUGUAUUCUAUUUUCUUUCUUCCUUUCUUCCUUUUUGGCCUAUUUUCCCUUCUCUUUCUUUCUUUCUUUUUUCUUUCUUUCUCGCUACCUUAA